AAACAUAUAUGUAUUAUUUCCAGCUGCUUCCACAUCAAAAGUCAGAGAUUGAAUGUAUGAUUGAUCUGUGUUGACCCCACAAAUCCAAAUCAUCAAUCCUGACCAUUCCUUAAGUUGGUUGAAGAUUAAGAACCAGUCCAAUCAUUGCCAUGGUUUCCAAGAAAGCAGGGUAGGAGUGGAUUCAUAGAUCCAACACCUCUCUUAUGCAGAUUAAAGGAAACCCAGUUUGGUAAAUCUUCAAAGCACCAGGUACCUCUUUGCAACAUAUUUAACCAUUUUGUUUGAAUGAGAUUACAGUCUAGAGUUAGAAACCUUAUAGCUCAGCAUCAUAGGUAGACCCAGUUAUAAAGUUGAAUCCUUUAUGAGUUUUGAAGCAAUUUACAGGUUAAAAUUAGUUAGUGCUUAGGAACAUGACACAGUUAUAAAGAUCAAACAUUUGGGUAUAAGUAUAACCCAAUUCACUGAAUCGGUGAAUCCAUUAGUGGUGCUUUGGAUUUCUAGUUUUGAAUAUUUUGAUCGGAAGUUUGUGGAUGGGUGAAGAGGGACUGGUCAGUGAUGUCAAGGACACAGCUGCUGCCAAACCAAACCCAAAGUUGACACUUCUGCCUCUUAUAGCUCUGAUUUUCUAUGAGGUUUCUGGGGGUCCUUUUGGAGUUGAGGAUUCAGUCAGGGCUGGAGGAGGCCCUCUUUUGGCAUUGCUUGGUUUUUUGGUGUUUCCAUUGUUUUGGAGCAUUCCAGAAGCUUUGGUGACAGCUGAGCUUGCCACAAGCUUCCCUGAAAAUGGUGGAUAUGUGCUGUGGAUCCAAGCGGCUUUCGGGCCAUUCUGGGGUUUCCAAGAGGGUUUCUGGAAAUGGUUUAGUGGUGUUAUGGACAAUGCUUUAUACCCAGUUUUAUUCUUGGAUUACUUGAAGCAUUCAUUUCCCAUAUUUAACCUGAUGGUUGCUCGAAUUCCAGCUCUUUUGGGAAUAACAUUCUCAUUGACUUACUUGAAUUACCGCGGGCUGCAUAUUGUUGGGUUCUCUGCGGUUUCCCUUGCUGUGUUCUCACUGUGCCCAUUUGUUGUGAUGGCUAUUCUCUCGAUUCCUAGAAUUAGGGUCAAGCAGUGGCUAGUUGUGGACUUUAAAAAGGUGGAGUGGAGGGGAUACUUCAAUAGUAUGUUUUGGAAUCUGAAUUACUGGGAUAAGGCAAGUACCCUUGCAGGCGAGGUUGAAAAUCCAAGCAAGACAUUUCCAAAGGCUCUUCUUGGGGCUGUAGUUGUGGUGGUUUGUUCAUACUUGAUUCCACUUCUUGCUGGUACCGGAGCCUUAAAUUCUCCAUCUAGUGAGUGGACUGAUGGAUACUUUGCAGAAGUUGGGAUGUUAAUAGGUGGCGUUUGGCUCAAGUGGUGGAUUCAAGCAGCUUCUGCAAUGUCGAACUUGGGGUUGUUCGAGGCAGAAAUGAGCAGUGAUGCCUUUCAACUUCUUGGGAUGAGUGAGAUGGGAAUGCUUCCGACUAUAUUUGCUUCAAGGUCUAAGUAUGGAACUCCUACCAUAAGUAUUUUGUGCUCUGCCACUGGAGUCAUCUUCUUGUCGUGGAUGAGUUUUCAGGAAAUCUUGGAGUUUUUGAAUUUCUUAUAUGCUAUAGGAAUGCUUCUUGAGUUCGCUGCUUUUAUAAAGUUGAGAAUAAAGAAACCAGACCUUCACAGACCUUACCGAGUUCCCUUGCAAACAUUUGGGGCAACAAUGCUUUGCUUGCCUCCUGCAUUGUUGCUUAUUCUCGUUAUGUGCUUGGCUUCUCUGAGGACUUUCUUCGUAAGUGGUGUGGUGAUUAUAGUGGGUCUUUUGUUAUACCCUCUUUUAGUUCAUGCAAAGGACCAUAGAUGGGCACAGUUUGAAGCUGAACUACCCACUGAGGCACCCAAGAACUGUUCGGACGGCCACUCUGUGGUUUCACAUUUGCAUCAAGAAGUUCAAGAUGAAUCUUCUGUUAGCCUUCUCUCGGACUUGCGAUCUGUUAAUGCAGAACAAGAAUCUUCGACAAUAAGGCCAGAAGAAGCCUUCAAAUUAGAGUAAGUGGCCUUUAUCAUACUUCUGUACUACAAAUAUGUGUAUCACUAAAACUUUCACAGGUUGACCAAUUACAAAGGAGCGUAUUCUUUAGCUUGUAAAGAGCUUGUAAAGAAGCUGUAAUCCUAGUACUUGUAAGUUGUAACAUAGCAUAUUUGAUCUUUCGCUAUGCCAUGGUUGGUAUAAAGUUAUGGUCAUUUAAGUGUACUUGAACAGGCCACAAUGUGAGGGAUUAUAUUUUGUGUCUGAUCAUCACAGAACUUCAAAGUUCUGUAUGAUAUAUGAAAAAUGUUUUAAGC
Messenger RNA from Fragaria vesca subsp. vesca, 2344 nucleotides. Its product is annotated as probable polyamine transporter At3g19553-like. Gene Ontology annotation, cellular component: membrane. The transcript is spliced from 2 exons. Gene Ontology annotation, molecular function: transmembrane transporter activity. Gene Ontology annotation, biological process: transmembrane transport. NCBI's taxonomy places the organism in Eukaryota, Viridiplantae, Streptophyta, Magnoliopsida, Rosales, Rosaceae. The record is from RefSeq and is a predicted model, not a curated record. The coding region runs from base 531 to 2051 and encodes 506 amino acids.